AUGCCAGGUGCUAUCUACUGUGCGGUAGCCAUCAGUCUGCCCACAUGCGCUAGGCCUAGGUACACCAAGUACCUGCUCUUGCGCCUGGCGAAAGCCUCCCCACGCAAGCGGAACCCCAUAUCCCUUCUCCGUGGGGUACGAGCCCGCCCGCGCCAUCUGGGGUUCUUGGUACGCCUGCUGCCAGCUGCCGUCUGCCUGUGUCUGCCGUCCUGGCCAUGA
Messenger RNA from Exserohilum turcica Et28A, 219 nucleotides. RefSeq lists its product as uncharacterized. Bases 1 to 219 code for a protein of 72 amino acids. The transcript has a single exon. The record is from RefSeq and is a predicted model, not a curated record. Lineage: Eukaryota; Fungi; Ascomycota; Dothideomycetes; Pleosporales; Pleosporaceae.